Messenger RNA from Hyalella azteca, 1723 nucleotides. RefSeq lists its product as uncharacterized. The record is from RefSeq and is a predicted model, not a curated record. NCBI's taxonomy places the organism in Eukaryota, Metazoa, Arthropoda, Malacostraca, Amphipoda, Hyalellidae. The transcript has 6 exons. The coding region runs from base 158 to 724 and encodes 188 amino acids.
GCAUAUUGGACGAAGCAUUCGCUUAGUGUAAACGCAGCAGCUUUUUGGUUAAUACUGUAGUGCAUUCAAGUUAACAGGCUUGCGCGGGCAGUGGGCUGACGGGCUAAGAUCACCAAAGUUGGAGAGCGAGGAGGAAAUUCGGAACACACAACGGCUUAUGACAGGCGGCAUGAGGUGUUCUGCACUCACGACUAUCCUCCUGGCGCUGGUGAUGUCUUCCUUGCCGAGGCACACUGUUGCCCAAGAGGUUUUGCGUGAGUGCUACCAAUGGACGUGGGUGAAGGACUCGAACAACACCGACUGUGAAGCUAAUCGUGAUAACGGAUAUCCUUGCUUCGAACCUUUCAUCCGAACAGUGCCGCCAGAAAGUCCGCCCAACGUGACCGACCUGAACGAGGUCUGCAGCGCCAAAGCCUGCGCCACGUACACGUGCAAGAAGAAUCUACAGUGUCUCAGAUACGUGCGCUACGACGUACUGAACAAACCGCUGUACAUGUCACUCUUCUGCGGCACCCUGGUGGACGUGACGAAAGCUGACACGGGAGCUGAUACCAAGUACGACGACUGCUACCUGAGCAAGAACGGCACCGUCACCACGGAGGCGUGCGUGUGUCAAUUUGAUUUGUGCAACUCCUCCACGACUCUGUCGCGACCCUCACACAUACAGGCGGUCGCCCUCGCUCUGCUGUUCCUGCUAGGAGGCGUGCGUGUGUCGCGGUACUAAGUGCAACUCCUCCACGACUCUGUCGCGACCCUCACACCUGCAGGCGGCCGCCACCGCUCUGCUGUUCCUACUAGAAGGCGUGCGUGUGUCGCGGUACUAAGUGCAACUCCUCCACGACUCUGUCGCGACUCUCACACAUACAGGCGGCCGCCCUCGCUCUGCUGUUCUUGCUAGGAGGCGUGCGUGUGUCAUGGUGAUAAAUGCAACUCCUCCACGACUCUGUCCCGACCUUCACACAUGCAGGCGGUUGCCUUCGCUAUGCUGGUCCUUCUAGGCUGCGUGAUUCAGUCGACAGCCGUAUCCUCUUAAUGUUAAAUGCCGUUACUCUAGAUUACUGUGAUCAUUCAAUGAAUAUUUUGAUUUCAAUAAUAAUGACAGUUUUUCAAGUGGGAAUUUUUUUUAAACAUCUCUGUUAUUGCCUUUAAACCUUAAUGUGAAUGGCUUGGUAUCUAUGCAUAACUGUUUAAGCGAUUCCCAUGCUUUUGAGACAAGCCAAGCUUUCUCAACGCUGAAAAUGUAAGCUUCGCAGUUCUAUAAGGUAUGAAUUUCUUAAUCGUACCGCAUUAUAUUUGUGAAUAAUAAGUGAAGCCGGAUCCACUAGUUCGUGAUCUAUUCAAAUGUUUAUGUGUAGAUAAACAAAGAACUGUGAUACAACAAACUCUGCUCAACACUAAAGCUUCAAUUACAGUUAUCUAAGUUCAAUUUUGUUUGCUAUUUUUACCAAAUUAAUUUUUCAAUUUCUAUCCUUUAAUUAUUUGUUCGUACCCAGUCUAAAUUUUCUUGGUUCGUAGUUUAGCGUGGUUUCUUGCAGUUGAAUGUAAAUCUGAUCCUGCAAUUGAACUAUAAACUAUCGCUGUAAUAAAUGCCAAAACAUAUAUAUUUCCCAGCGUUAACGUACAGCAUUGAAGAUCCGUUUUAUUGCUGUUAAGCUACCGUAUUUUAGAAUGGAAAAUGUUUCAAUUAAACCCAGUCGAAUUUUUGCAUAUAAAAAUGCACUUC